GCACGUGGCGCGCACACAGAAACGGAAAUACACGUUGUACUUUGCUAUAUUAGCCACCAAGGGGGCUCCUUAACGCUAGCUAAAACAAACAAACAAACAAUUCAGAGAUAAAAAGUGACAGUUUGUGCACGGAAUUAACGAAAGCAUCAUCUGUGCACAACCCGAAGCGGUUACUGUUUUGGGGUGGUUUCUGCUCGUCAUUGAAUUAAAACGAGGUGUCGGCGAAGAAAUUGUUUCCUGAGGGUCCGGAGAGGUUUCGAGUUCCUUCUUCAGCGGUUCAGAAAAUGUUGAAGAAAUGAUAGCAGCGCAGGAUUUGCACGCAGAGUUUCAGUUUCCUCAAGAUGCAGAAUCUCAGUUAUCUUCAGAUACUGACCUUGAGGAUCCUGAUGGAAGAAAUGCAAGAGCAGGAAGAGGAAUGGCAGCAAAGAGGGGAAGGAAGGCGCUGGGAGAUAAGGCCAAAGGUGCGGGAACAGGAAGGCUCCCUGGUACCGGCUGGCUGAAUGGCCAUCAUCAGGAGAACGGGACGGAGAAUAUGAGCUUGUUUGAAGUGGUUAAAAUAGGAAGGAGUGCCACACAGUCUGUUGUUGACGACUGGAUUGAGACCUACAAACAAGACCGGGACAGCGCCCUCUUGGGCCUGAUCAACUUCUUCAUUCAGUGCUCUGGAUGUAAAGGUGCUGUGAGCGGAGAGAUGUUCAGACAUAUGCAGAAUUCUGAAAUCAUCCGAAAAAUGACAGAGGAGUUUGACGAGGACAGCGGCGAUUAUCCACUAACGCUCUCAGGACCACAGUGGAAGAGAUUCAGGAUAAACUUCUGUGACUUCAUCGCGGUCCUGGUGCGGCAGUGCCAAUACAGCAUCAUUUACGACGAGUACAUGAUGGACACAAUCAUCUCACUACUCACUGGCCUGUCUGACUCACAGGUCAGAGCAUUUAGACAUACGAGCACACUAGCAGCCAUGAAGCUGAUGACGGCCUUGGUGAACGUCGCUCUGAACCUCAGCAUCAACAUGGACAACACACAGAGACAAUACGAGGCGGAAAGGAACAAAGUCGUUGCGAAAAGAGCCAACGAUAGGCUGGAGCUGUUGUUACAGAAGAGGAAAGAGCUUCAAGAAAAUCAAGAUGAAAUUGAAAACAUGAUGAACGCAAUUUUCAAGGGCGUGUUUGUUCACAGAUAUCGUGACGCCAUCGCUGAAAUCCGAGCCAUUUGUAUCGAGGAGAUCGGAGUGUGGAUGAAGCUGUACAGUGACGCCUUCCUCAACGACAGUUACCUGAAGUAUGUUGGCUGGACGAUGCACGACAAGCAAGGCGAGGUGCGGCUGAAGUGCCUGACUGCCCUGCAGGGUCUGUACUACAGCAGAGAGCUCGGUGCACGACUGGAGCUCUUCACGAGUCGCUUCAAGGAUCGCAUUGUGUCUAUGACUCUGGACAAAGAGUAUGAUGUUGCAGUGCAGGCUAUAAAACUUCUGACUCUUAUUUUACAAAGCAGCGAUGAGGUUCUGACUGCAGAGGAUUGUGAAAGCGUGUACCAUCUGGUUUACUCGGCACACCGACCCAUCGCUGUCUCAGCAGGAGAGUUUCUGUUUAAGAAGCUCUUCAGCCAUCGAGGUCCAGAUGAGGAGGGAUUACCCCGGAGGGGCAGGCAGAGCCUCAACGGCAGCCUCAUUAAAACCACGGUCUUCUUCUUCCUGGAGAGCGAGCUCCACGAGCAUGGGGCCUACUUGGUGGAUAGCUUGUGGGAGUGUGCCUCGGAGCUGCUGAAGGACUGGGAGACCAUGAUUAGCCUGCUGCUGGAUGAGGCCGUGCCAGGAGAGGAGGCGCUGACCGAUCGGCAGGAGACCGCUCUUGUCGAGAUCAUGAUCUGUGCCAUUCGGCAGGCCUGUGAAUGCCACCCUCCUGUAGGCAGAGGCACAGGGAAGAGGGUCCUGACGGCAAAGGAAAAGAAAACUCAGCUGGAUGAUCGGACGAGGAUCACAGAAAUGUUUGCAGUUGCUUUGCCUCUGUUAUUAGCGAAGUACUGUGUUGAUAUUGAUAAGGUGACCAAUUUACUACAAAUACCAAAGUACUUUGAUCUCGACAUCUACACUACAGGCCGGUUAGAAAAGCAUUUGGAUGCCUUGCUGCGGCAAGUCUGGGAGGUUGUGGACAAGCACACAGAUGUUGAAGUUCUCGAGGCCUGUUCAACCACCUACUACUACCUCUGCAAUGAUGAGUUCACCAUCUUCAACCGCGUGAACAUCGCUCGCUCACAGCUUCUCGAUGAGCUGGUAGACAAGUUCGACAGACUCCUGGAGGACUUCCUGCAGGAGGGUGAAGAACCAGAUGAAGAUGAUUCCUACCAGGUUCUGGCAACACUUAAGAAGAUCAGCGCUUUUCACAAUGCACAUGAUCUCUCAAAGUGGGACCUCUUCACAAGCAACUACAGGUUGCUCAACACAGGUCUGCAGAACGGAGAUAUGCUUGAGCAGAUCGUGAUCCAUGCAAUGCAGUGCACACAUUACAUCGUCCUGUGGAAUCUGGCCAAGGUGUCAGAUGGCAGUUCAAUAAAGGGUGAUAUGGUGACGCUGAGAAAGCAAAUGAGAGCUUUCUGUUUAAUGUGUCAGCGAUACUUGAACAGCAUCAACACAGCAGUUAAAGAGCAGGCUUUUACCAUACUGUGUGAUCUGCUGCUGAUCUUCAGUCACCAAAUGCUGUCGUCAGGCCGGGAACAUCUGGAGACUCUGGUCUACGUACCAGACUCCUCUCUGCAGGCAGAGCUGCUCAACUUCAUCCUGGAUCAUGUUUUCAUUGAUCAGGAUGAUGACAGCAACAGCACAGAUGGCCAACAGGAUGAUGAAGCCAGUAAAAUCGAAGCUCUUCACAAGCGGAGAAACCUUCUCGCUGCUUAUUGCAAAUUAAUCAUUUACAAUGUUGUUGAAAUGAAUACUGGAGCAGAUAUAUUUAAACAGUACAUGAGAUAUUACAACGAUUAUGGUGAUAUAAUCAAGGAAACGAUGAGUAAAACGAGACAAAUUGACAAAAUACAGUGUGCAAAGACGCUCAUAAUGAGCCUUCAAAAGUUAUUUAAUGAGAUGCUGUCUGAACUUGGCUUCAUGUUCGAUCGCUCGUCUUCAGCCUUCUGCGGCAUCAAAGAGCUCGCUCGACGCUUCUCCUUGACGUUCGGUUUGGAUCAGCUGAAAACGCGCGAAGCUGUUGCCAUGUUGCACAAAGAUGGGAUCGAGUUUGCGUUUAAAGAACUUAGUCCUCAAGGAGAAGGGGGUCCACCACUUAAUCUAGCAUUUUUGGAUAUCCUGAGCGAGUUCUCGAGCAAGCUGAUGCGACAGGAUAAGAGGACAGUUCACAUGUACCUGGAGCGAUUCAUGACGUUUCAGAUGGCUCUUCAGAGGGAGGACUGCUGGAUGCCCCUCAUUGCAUACAGGAACUCCCUGCAGGCCGGAGGAGAUGAUGACACCAUGUCUGUCAUCAGCGGGAUCAGCAGCCGGGGGUCCACCGUCAGGAGUAAGAAGUCCAAACCAGCCGCUGCAUGCAAAAGAAAAUUGCCUGAAGAGGAGAACAGCUGCAGCAGCAGUGAUGCAGUCUGGAUGAACCGUGAGCAGAGUGUGCCGACUCCAGUUAUGAUGCAUUCCCCCCACCUCACUUCCACGGUGCUGAGGGAUCCAAAGAAGAUGAGGCCAGAGGACAGCUACACGCCCACGUUCAGCAUGCCAGCAGAGCAGCACCCUCAUCAAGCUCUUCCUCCACAGCAGCACCUACUUCAUCAGCACCAGGCUGCCAUUGACUACAAUACCCAGGUUACUUGGAUGUUAACACAGAGGCAACAAGCUGAAGCCCGUCAGCACCAAGAGCGGGUUAGCAUGCACUACGCCAAGAUGAGGAACCACAUGCAGCAAGCCAUGCGUCGAGGGUCUGGAUUAAUGGAGGAUGAUGAGGAACCAAUUGUAGAGGAUGUGAUGAUGUCAUCAGAGGACCGCUUGGAAGACAUGAAUGAGGGCAUGGAUUUUAAUACAAUGGACAUCGAUUUGCCGGCAUCUAAAAAUCGAAGGGAAAGGACCGAACUGAAGACAGACUACUUUGAUCCUUCUUCCAUUAUGGAUGAUUCGGUCCUCAAUGUUUCCAUGUUCUAACUUGAACAUCAGAAUCAGACG
Messenger RNA from Nematolebias whitei (Rio pearlfish), 4147 nucleotides. It is a transcript of the gene stag2a, whose product is annotated as stromal antigen 2a. Gene Ontology annotation, biological process: sister chromatid cohesion. NCBI's taxonomy places the organism in Eukaryota, Metazoa, Chordata, Actinopteri, Cyprinodontiformes, Rivulidae. Gene Ontology annotation, molecular function: chromatin binding. The transcript is spliced from 34 exons. The record is from RefSeq and is a predicted model, not a curated record. The coding region runs from base 296 to 4126 and encodes 1276 amino acids. Gene Ontology annotation, cellular component: cohesin complex; chromatin; nucleus.